Capsicum annuum is the source of this 1209-nucleotide messenger RNA. Its product is annotated as 1-aminocyclopropane-1-carboxylate oxidase homolog. The record is from RefSeq and is a predicted model, not a curated record. Bases 70 to 1164 code for a protein of 364 amino acids. Lineage: Eukaryota; Viridiplantae; Streptophyta; Magnoliopsida; Solanales; Solanaceae. The transcript has 3 exons.
AUCCAUAUCAUCAAAUUUUGUGUUUCACAGCUUUUCAUUACUAGUUUGGUACUUGCUCCAAUAAACCUCAUGGCAGCCUUUAACACACAACAAAACUAUGACAAGUAUAGUGAACAAAAAGCCUUUGAUGACACAAAAGCAGGUGUUAAAGGUCUUAUUGAUGCUGGAAUUACUGAAGUACCUAAAAUAUUCAAUCAUCCGGAGGCUUUACAACAUAACCCCUCAAAUCCUAAAACUACACAUUUCAUAUUCCCUUUAAUAGACCUCCAGAACAUCAACAACAACAAGAAAGAAAUAGUUAAACAAAUUCAAGAAGCAUCAGAGACAUGGGGUUUUUUCCAAGUGAUCAAUCAUGGUAUUCCAAUGUCAAUCCUAGAUGAAAUGUUGCGAGGGACGCGACGUUUUCAUGAGCAAGAUGUAGACAUAAAAAAGCCAUACUAUAGUAGAGAUGUUGCAAGGAAUGUUAUGUAUAACUCCAAUUUUGAUUUGUUUAGUGAUAAAGCUCUUGCGGCAAAUUGGAGGGAUUCACUUUAUUCUGUCAUGGCUCCUAGUCCUGCUAAGCCUGAGGAAUUGCCUGAGGCAUGCAGGGAAAUUACAAUUGAAUACUCAGAUCAAGUGAUGAAAUUGGGAUACACAUUGCUUGAGUUAUUAUCAGAGGGACUUGGUCUCAAACCUAACCAUCUCAAAGAAAUGGGAUGUGCUGAGGGGCUAGGCAUAUUGUGCAAUUACUACCCUUCAUGCCCACAACCAGAACUUGCAAUGGGCACAAGUAAACAUGCUGAUGGUGACUUUUUCACAGUGCUUUUGCAAGAUGAUAUUGGUGGACUUCAAGUUUUUCACAAGAAUCAAUGGGUUAAUGUUCCUCCUACUCAUGGAGCUUUAGUUAUCAAUAUUGGUGACAUUCUCCAGCUUAUAUCGAAUGACAAGUACAAGAGCUUGGAGCACAGAGUAUUGGCAAAUAAAAUUGGACCAAGAAUAUCAGUAGCAAGUUUCUUCAGCACAGGGCCAUUUGCAUCUUCCAGAAUUUAUGGACCAAUUGAGGAAUUAUUAUCAAAAGACAAUCCUCCAAAGUAUAGAGCAACAACAAUGAAGGACUUCUUUGAAUAUUCCAAUAAGAAAGGACUUGAUGGGAGUUCUAAUUUGUCUCACUACAAAAUAAUUUGAACUAUAAGAUGUGGAGUUGAAGUAAUGUCUUUUUGUUUGAACAAC